This is a messenger RNA of Cercospora beticola, 1944 nucleotides long. RefSeq lists its product as uncharacterized. The record is from RefSeq and is a predicted model, not a curated record. NCBI's taxonomy places the organism in Eukaryota, Fungi, Ascomycota, Dothideomycetes, Mycosphaerellales, Mycosphaerellaceae.
CGAAAAGAAACAAAAAGCACAAUUCAAUUGAAAAUGCUGGUAAGGUCAUUGUUCACAGGCAGCGACAAUCAAUUCUUGAUGACAUCCAGCCAACAGCGACUUGUCUCAGCUCCUUCCCAACCCCCACCUAACUAAACACUUGACACUGACCUCAGCGGAACCGCAAUUCGGAUUGGAACAAGCUUUCGGCAACAACCACGCAUACGCACUUACGCAUUGCAGCACACAGCAUCAUCGCGAACCGCAAUAUCCUACUUUUUGUCGAGACGUGGUCGCUUUCUUCUUGGAAAUUCUGCGCCCGUCGCAUGAAUGGCGAGAUCAAUCCCUCAAGCGAGUCCGGAAUCGGUGGCUUCGCCUGCCUCUUCUUCAAUUACCAGCACGGCUCGCGUUACGAAGAGUCGAUCCGACAGACGGGCGACGAGGACGAGGAGGGGGAUGUUGUCGGCGCAGGCGAGUAGCCUUGGUGGGGUGCAGGGCAUGGUGGAUGAGAUGGUGAAUGGGAAUAACAUUUCAAGGUCUUCACGAGGAAAGGGAAAGGCCAAAGUCGCAGACUAUGAUGAAGGAGAUGUGGAGAUGGUUGAGGAUAUAGGACAGUGGGAUGAUGAGGAAGAAGCUGAGCCGGAGACCUGCCCGAUCACGGACAAGGACGUCAAACCGUUUCCUGUCAUGGACCUGCCUACGGAGAUUCGACUGGAGAUUUGGAGGGCUUGUCUGACAAGGCCUUAUAAUAUUCUCUUGUCGAAGAGGGAGUUGCCGCCUGUGAGUAAAGAGGAGAAAGAUGGGGAGAGCUUCGGGGCACACGAGACGGUGGAGGGCGGAUCGAGUUCGGACGAUGAGGAAGAAGAAGAAGGCGGACAGCGGCUUGGUGGCACACUGGAUUCGCAGGCCUCUUUCCGCGGGUCGUCCGCGAAUAUGUCUGGCUACCUGACGCGUAGUUCUCGCCAGAGUCGCAUACCGUUGAGCACUACCGCACCAGCCGCCUCUCCGAACUCCUCCAGCAAUGAGCAUGCAACGCCAGGUGUGGUUCGCCUCCCAGGAAGUCGACCUCGACGCGUCGCAGCCGACACUCGCCGAUGGAAUCCUCUGCCAGAACCGGAACGCAGCCAGAACCAGGAUCCACUAAUCACAAACGUUCUUCGAGCCAGCAAGGAAAUUUACAAAGAAGCCCGAAGUGUGCUCUAUAGCGAGAACCACUUCGUCCUUGACCUCAACACUGCCAUGCAAACACUCGGCCACCUCCAUCAACGCUCUCGUCGACAAAUUAAGCACGUCGAAUUGGAAAUUCCAACCUAUAAUGAAAUUUUGGAACGUUUUCAGGAGACGGUACGACUCAGUUUACGAUAUUGCUCUGGACUCAAGAAAUUCAUCAUACACAUGCCGUUCACCCUACCGGGGGCGGAUGGUAGUGGAACGACAGGGAAUACGACGGUAUAUGCCAAUGGAUUCGAUAUCCUGCGAUGGUUGCCGCAGGAAUGCGAUAUCGUUGUGAAAGGGAAUAUUUGCAAUGAGAUUGAUACGGUGGUGAAUAAGCAUUUGCUUUUGGCCAAGACGCUUGAUAAGCUUGCUUAUGCCAGACGCCAAUUGAUCUCCAAUGAGACGAGCUCGUCGUCGACGACCUGAGAGCAUAACAAGCAUCUUGACUGGUUCUGUUGCACUUGAGCGAUCCUAAUGAUCUCACAUAUGAGUCAACGAACAGCAACUAAUGACAGGGCUUCUUGUGCCUAUCCUUGCGGGAGCACUAAACACUCGCACGAGCAUUUCAUGGGUCUGGCCUAUGAUAUAAUCUUGCUAUGCACACGGCAUUGGGAAACUGCAGCUUGUUUCGAGAUGCAUAUCUCGCGGCUUGCUUUACUGAGCUUUUGCCGCAGACCCCCGGCUGGAACCAUCGUUCUUUGAGAGAGAUGGAUUGUACGAUACAUGAGUAAAAGUCUGAUGAGACACGCG